AUUGUUCAGAUCUACUAACGAGUGAUCGUUCUUGGCCGUCUGGCGUUUACACAAUGGACACCUGGCAGACGCACACGCAGGUGGACGUUUUCUGUGACAUGGACACUGACGGUGGUGGAUGGACAGUGUUCCAACACCGAAUCGAUGAUAGUGUGGACUUUUACAAGAAUUUUAGCAGCUAUGAGAACGGAUUUGGAUCGCUCCAUGGAAACUUUUGGCUAGGUUUAAGGUAUAUGAAUGAAAUGACGUCUCGGAGAACCAACAGGUUACGUAUCGACCUGCAAACUUCCAACGCAACGAAGAUGUAUGACGUGUACGAGGGAUUCAGUGUUGGACCGGGUUCAAACUAUACACUACAUUUGGGCAACAGAACCGAUUCAUUACACUGUAUGAGUUAA
This is a messenger RNA of Mya arenaria, 398 nucleotides long. RefSeq names its product ficolin-2-like. The transcript has 3 exons. NCBI's taxonomy places the organism in Eukaryota, Metazoa, Mollusca, Bivalvia, Myida, Myidae. The record is from RefSeq and is a predicted model, not a curated record. The coding region runs from base 54 to 398 and encodes 114 amino acids.